Elgaria multicarinata webbii is the source of this 8426-nucleotide messenger RNA. RefSeq names its product adhesion G protein-coupled receptor L1 (gene ADGRL1). The record is from RefSeq and is a predicted model, not a curated record. Gene Ontology annotation, molecular function: G protein-coupled receptor activity; latrotoxin receptor activity; carbohydrate binding. Lineage: Eukaryota; Metazoa; Chordata; Lepidosauria; Squamata; Anguidae. Gene Ontology annotation, biological process: cell surface receptor signaling pathway; heterophilic cell-cell adhesion; adenylate cyclase-activating G protein-coupled receptor signaling pathway. Gene Ontology annotation, cellular component: plasma membrane; axon; presynaptic membrane.
UCUUGCUUUGCUCGCCUCCACCGUCUCCAAAAUGCCCGGACUGCUUUCCACGGAUGGAUAUAUUUUAAGAUUUCCCUUCGCAUUGCUAGGCGAGGCGGUUCGCCUGCUGGAGGCGUCCGCCGGUGACAUCUCCUCGCGGGAAGGAGGGCUUUGAUUUGGCCCCUUCUCUCUCCCCCCCUCCUCCUCUUUUUUGCUAUUUUGGGAGGGGGCGGCUGCAAACAAACAAAAAAUAGAGGGACAGAGCUGGGUUUCUAACAGACUCCCCCUUCUCUCUCUCCCCUCGUCCCUUUCACUCGCCGCCCCUCCAGGGCCAAAACAACCCGAAAUCAGGACGCGCCGUUUUGAGUGUGUGGUUGUGUGUGUGCGGCCCCCCCUCCACGUUUCUCUGAAAUUGACGCCCCAAGGGGAAGCGAUCGGAAGAAGAUCGAGAUCGCGCAUCACGUAUCCGAUUGCCUCGUGUUUCCGAAUACCUGCGGGGGCUCAAGCCCUGCCGUCCUGGCGGCAGGAUGGAUUAGGGAUCCCUGAAUGGAGGAACCUGAGAGGACUGGAUCGCAGAAGGCCUGCUGUUGUGUCCCCUGCUCUGGGAUGACCAGAGUGGCUCCAGGUUGCUGACAGCUCCAGCAUCAAGGCAGCAUGGCCCGGCUCAUCCAUGCCCUCUGGAGUCUCUGCAUCACCACUGUCCUUGUCACCUCAGCUACACAAGCAGGUCUAAGCCGGGCUGGCUUACCCUUUGGUCUGGUUCGUCGGGAACUGGCAUGCGAAGGCUACCCUAUUGAGCUGCGCUGCCCAGGCAGUGAUGUCAUCAUGGUGGAGAAUGCCAACUAUGGACGCACAGAUGACAAGAUCUGUGAUGCUGACCCCUUCCAGAUGGAGAACGUCCAGUGCUACCUUCCAGACGCCUUCAAAAUCAUGUCCCAAAGGUGCAAUAAUCGAACACAGUGUGUUGUGGUGGCUGGCUCAGAUGCUUUCCCAGACCCUUGCCCUGGCACCUACAAGUACCUGGAGGUCCAGUAUGACUGUGUCCCCUACAUAUUCGUUUGCCCGGGGACGCUGCACAAGAUCCUGGAACCUACCUCGGCUCAUGAGUCAGAGCACCAGUCUGGAGCCUGGUGCAAGGACCCUCUUCAAGCUGGAGACCGGAUAUACGUCAUGCCGUGGAUCCCAUACCGGACAGAUACGCUGACGGAGUAUGCGUCAUGGGAGGACUAUGUGGGCGCCCGACACACCACCACCUAUCGCCUGCCCAACCGGGUCGAUGGCACUGGCUUUGUGGUGUAUGAUGGAGCAGUCUUCUACAACAAGGAGCGGACGCGCAACAUUAUCAAGUAUGAUCUGCGGACACGCAUUAAGAGUGGAGAGACAGUUAUCAACACGGCCAACUAUCAUGACACCUCACCCUACCGUUGGGGCGGCAAGACCGACAUUGACCUGGCCGUAGAUGAAAAUGGGCUAUGGGUCGUCUAUGCCACUGAAAGCAACAAUGGACGAUUAGUGGUGAGCCAGCUCAAUCCCUACACACUACGCUUUGAGGGCACAUGGGAGACUGGCUACGACAAGCGCUCAGCAUCCAAUGCCUUCAUGGUGUGUGGAGUCCUCUAUGUGGUACGGACAGUCUAUGUGGAUGAUGACAGCGAGGCGGCUGGUAACCGCGUUGACUAUGCCUUCAACACCAACAUGAACCGCGAGGAACCCAUCUCACUGACUUUCCCUAAUCCCUACCAGUUCAUCUCUUCCAUUGACUACAACCCACGUGACAACCAACUUUAUGUAUGGAACAACUAUUUCGUCCUGCGCUACGCACUCGAGUUUGGCCCACCUGACCCUAGCACUGGCCCAGUCACCUCAACACCACUCAGCACCACCACCACCAUCCGCCCCACCACUGUCACCAGCACAAUUUCACCGGCCGCUACAACAACCACACGGCAGACCCCCCUCACCACCCAUCCCGUUGGUGCCAUAAACCAGAAAGGGACAGAGCUGCAUCCAGUCACUGCCGUCAUGCCCAGCACCCGCCGUCCACCAGCAAACAAUCAGCAUGUUUCUCCAGAGCUCUUCUGUGAGGCCAAGGAGGUGCGGCGUGUCCAGUGGCCAGCCACGCAGCAAGGCAUGCUGGUUGAAAGGCCUUGCCCGAAGGGCACGCGAGGUAUUGCGUCCUUCCAGUGUCUUGCAUCUCUUGGAAUCUGGAACCCACGGGGGCCUGAUCUCAGUAACUGCACAAGCCCUUGGGUCAACCAGGUGGCACAGAAGAUCAAGAGUGGAGAGAAUGCAGCCAACAUUGCCAGUGAGCUCGCCCGGCAUACACGUGGUGCCAUCUACGCUGGAGAUGUCAGCUCCUCUGUCAAGCUAAUGGAGCAGCUCCUGGACAUCCUGGAUGCCCAACUUCAGGCCCUGCGCCCCAUUGAGAGAGAGUCAGCCGGCAAGAACUACAACAAGAUGCACAAGAGAGAAAGGACAUGCAAGGACUAUAUCAAGGCUGUGGUGGAGACGGUGGACAACCUGCUGCGUCCUGAGGCGCUAGAGUCAUGGAAGGACAUGAAUGCCACCGAGCAGGUGCACACAGCCACAAUGCUGCUUGACAUCCUGGAGGAGGGAGCCUUCCUACUGGCUGACAAUGUCAAGGAGCCAGCCCGCUUUGUCACUGCCAAGAAUAAUGUGGUGCUGGAGGUCUCAGUGCUGAAUACAGAGGGGCAGGUGCCGGAUAUUGUGUUCCCGCAUGAGUAUACCACCAGAAACUCCAUCCAGCUGUCAGCCAACACAAUCAAGCAAAACAGUCGAAAUGGGGUGGUCAAGGUUGUCUUCAUCCUCUACAACAAUUUGGGAUUUUUCCUUUCUACUGAGAAUGCCACCAUCAAGCUGGGUAGUGAGGUUGGUUCGCUUAGCCCCUCACUUGUUGUCAACUCACAAGUUAUUGCUGCCUCCAUCAACAAAGAAUCUAGCCGUGUCUUCCUGAUGGAUCCUGUCAUCUUCACUCUUUCCCACCUGGAGGACAAGAACCACUUCAAUGCCAAUUGCUCCUUCUGGAAUUACUCCGAGCGCUCCAUGAUGGGUUACUGGUCCACACAGGGUUGCCGGCUGGUGGAGACCAACAAGACCCACACCACCUGUGCAUGCAGCCAUCUUACCAACUUUGCAGUGCUCAUGGCCCAUCGUGAAAUCUACCAGGGCCGCAUCAAUGAGCUGCUGCUGUCGGUCAUCACGUGGGUGGGCAUUGUGAUUUCCCUGGUCUGCUUGGCCAUUUGCAUCUCCACCUUCUGCUUUCUGCGUGGGCUGCAGACCGACCGCAACACCAUCCACAAGAACCUCUGCAUCAAUCUCUUCAUCACCGAGCUCCUCUUUCUCAUCGGCAUCGAUAAGACACAGUAUGAGAUUGCCUGCCCCAUCUUUGCAGGGCUGCUGCACUACUUCUUCCUGGCAGCGUUCUCCUGGAUGUGCCUGGAGGCCAUUCACCUUUACCUCAUGCUGGUCGAGGUCUUUGAGAGUGAAUACUCCCGCAAGAAAUACUACUACGUGGGCGGCUAUUGCUUCCCUGCCCUGGUUGUGGGUAUUGCUGCUGCCAUUGACUAUCGCAGCUAUGGCACCGACAAAGCAUGCUGGCUUCGAGUUGAUAACUACUUCAUCUGGAGCUUCAUUGGACCCGUCUCUUUUGUCAUUGUGAUCAACCUGGUGUUCCUCAUGAUCACUCUGCACAAGAUGAUCCGCAACACAUCUGUCCUCAAGCCUGACUCCAGCCGACUGGACAACAUCAAGUCUUGGGCACUCGGGGCCAUCACUCUUCUUUUUCUGCUGGGCCUCACCUGGGCCUUUGGCCUCCUCUUCAUCAACAAGGAGUCUGUUGUCAUGGCCUAUCUCUUCACCACCUUCAAUGCUAUCCAGGGCAUGUUCAUCUUUGUGUUUCAUUGUGCACUGCAGAAAAAGGUUCACCGGGAAUUCAGCAAAUGCCUGCGGCACGCAUCCUGCUGCCUACGGAGUCCACCAGGGGCCACACUGGGCUCUCUCAAGACCUCAGCCAUCCGCAGCAACAACCGUUACUACACUGGGACGCAGAGCCGAAUCCGGAGAAUGUGGAAUGAUACUGUAAGGAAACAAACUGAGUCCAGCUUCAUGGCAGGUGAUCUCAACAGCACUCCCACCCUCAAUAGAGGUACAAUGGGGAAUCACCUGCUGACCAACCCCGUGCUGCAGACACGGGGCGGGACGAGUCCCUACAACACACUCAUUGCUGAGUCCGUGGGCUUCAACCCUGCCUCACCUCCUGUCUUCAACUCUCCAGGGAGCUUCCGAGAGUCCAAGCACCCCUUGAACAACAGCCGAGACGCCUGUGGCAUGGACACCCUCCCGCUCAAUGGCAACUUCAAUAACAGCUACUCCCUCCGCAGUGCUGACUUCGCAGCUGACGGCACCAAGAUGGCUGACUGCCGACGCAACCUGAGUGACGCUGCGGCCUUUGAAAAAAUGAUCAUCUCUGAGUUGGUGCAUAACAACUUGAGGGGGGGAGGCAGCGGUGUGGUCAAGGGAGGUGGGGGUUCCACGGAGACCUCCAACCCCCCUGGGCCACCUCCCCCUCCCAACGUAGUAGCAGGGGGAGGGGGUACCAACAAUGAGGAUGAUGCCAUUGUGCCUGACGCCCCUUCCUUGACCCAUGAGGAGAACAUGGAAAUUGAACUCAUGUAUAAGGCCUUAGAGGAGCCGCUCUUGCUUCAGAGGGCACAGUCCAUCCUCUACCAGAGCGACCUGGAGGAGUCGGAGAGCUGCACAGCUGACCUGACAGAGGGGGGUGACGGCCAAGCCCCUUCGCCCAACAGGGACUCUUUAUACACCAGUAUGACCAACCUGAGGGACUCCCCAUACCCGGACAGCAGCCCCGAGGCAGAUGGGGAAGUGCUUCCUCACGCCCAAGCCAUCAAUGAAAUCUACUAUACCAACCGGCCAGCCUUGGUGCCACGCAACCAGCUCCAGGCCUACUACCAAGUCCGGAGACCCAGCAAUGAUGGCUAUUUGGUCCCAGGAAGCUUAGAAAACCCUGCAGUGGAGGGAGAUGGCCAAAUGCAGCUGGUGACCAGCCUCUGAGGGGCUGAAAAGGGACUGAGGGACCAUGCCCCCCAACCCCAAUGCGGCAUCCUUGCCGUGACCUGAACAUUUUCAUUUUUUCCUGGAGGAAAGGGUGGGGAAGAAGAGAAUGGAGCAGGGCUGGGGAAUGAAUGGAGGACAGAAGGUGGAAGAAAGAGCUGAGGCAGAGGGCUUCUCCGAGGGGGUGGGCAGCCAUUUUGCCCAGCUUUCCUUCCAUCCAAUUAGUUUUCCAAUCAGAAAGCGGCAUCUUGCCAGUUUGGUUAUGUCGGUUUCUUUUCCAGGCAAAUGCAGUGGAGGAAAGAGAGCAGUAUCUAGGCAAAAGGACCAGACAUUUUGACAAUACCUCCUAAAGAAUGGGGGGAGGAACAAUAGAUUGAAAAACUUUAAAAGCUGAAAUAAUUUUUUUAUGCGACUAAAAAUCAAAGCCAUGAGGGUGCCACACGCAGAGAAUGGGGCACCUGGGGGAAAUGCCCUCUGCCCCCUGGGUCAGCUCUCCGCCCUCCCCUUCCCGUGACUUUAUUGGCCUGUUUUCCAGAAGAGAUCGAGGGACAAACGGGGCCUUCAUGGCACUUGGGCCUCGUUGGGGUUUAGAUGCAACUGUUGCCAAAAAAUAUUCAGAGAGAGAGAGAGAGAGAAAGGUGUGAUGUGUGGGGGGAGAGGAAGGAGUUGCUCUGAUGAUGCUAAGCCCAGAACCUGCCUUCCAGUAUUUGUUGGUUGUCACAGUUUAUCAACAGGGUUUGCAUUUAAGUUCCUUAUUUCUUUCAGAUGGGCAGGACAGCAGGAACAUUUCCUUUGUUUCUUUUUUUAAAAGCCCACAUAGGAAUGUUUGAAAUGCACCAUUGUUUCUGGGGAAGAAGGAGGAAGUAGCACCAAGGUGGCUAUCUUUAGGUUUUAUUUUAUUUUUGUGGCUGCAUUUGGUGGCCGUUCCCCUCAUGUUUGCUUUGGUGUGGCCACCAGGCUUAAAAUAAAAUCGCACAAAAUAGAGAUGAGGAGGGAUGGAGUUGGGGGCACUUCGUCCCGUGUCAUCUGUUUAACUUGGUUCCAUCUGUCCUCCACACGGCCUGCUGAGUUCCUUCUCCAGCAUUUCACAGUGAUGCAAGAAUACUCUAAUCUUCCUUCUGUUUCAUUCCUGCCUACGAAGAAGCAAAAGUCAGGAGUAUCUGCAAUGCAAAUAUGGCUGCCGUCCGAACACAUUUGGGACCACAUGGGGAGAAGUAGGAGUGUUGAACUCUUUUCCCCCCAAAAAAUGGAUGGAUUGUCCUUCAGAAAAAUGACAAAAAACAAAACACAAACAGCAACAAAAAAACACUAACCCAGACUGCACUUUUUUCCCCAAAGGAAAAAGAAAUAGCAAAUCUCCCUCUUCAAGCACAACUCCGACUUUUCUCACCAACUCUCAUCCUGAGAGAGUUGGAGGGAACAACCAGUCUCACCUAGAGGCAUCAUAUCUCUGGGGCGGGCGGUGGGCGGGGUCAAAAUGGGUUGGGAAAGGGGGACGUGAUACCAAUUGAAAUGCUGUAAAUAUGAAAUCCUAAAAACAACAACAAAAAGGAGAAUUGAUUUACUCACUUGAAAAUGGAAAAACAAAACAAAACCAAGGAACUUUUCUAUCUGGGUUUUAAAUAUAUCUAUAUCUAUAGAAUAUAUAUAGAUAUAUGGCACUCAGCUCUGCUCUGGCCCCAUGUGUGGUGUGGGAGCAUGUAAGGGAAAAGAAAAUCCCUACUUUGAUGAAGACGACGGGGAAACCCACCAAGAGCAGUUUUUUACAAUCAAAAAAGGAAAAAAAAACAUUUUGGCACAAUUUUUAUGUAAUAUAUAACAUAUACUGCGUCAUUUCUGUGACCUUGAAGCAUUUCCCCUUUCCUGCCGGAUGAGGUACCUUUUUCAUACAUCUCUACAUGAAGUGGUUAUUUUCUCAUUAACUGCCAAUUUGGAAUUGUGGGUGGGGAAGGGAAAAAAAAUAUAUCAAAAAAAACCAUUUUUACUGCAAGACCCAAAGAUGCUGUAAUUCUGUAACGCUGUAGGUUCCAGGAUAAUCCUUUGCUUAUAGGAAUUUUCGGGGGGACAGAGUGUUGUUUCAUUUCAUUUUUUAAAAAGCAACCCCAUCAUUUGUAUUUAUUUGAAACCUUCAGGUUAGAAGUUUCCUGGUUACCUAGUAUCGGAAAGGGAAGUGGUAUGUGGUUUUGCUACUUGGAGCCUCGAGUGUUUAUUUUCUUGUUUUUAUUUUGUUUUCUCUUUUCUUUUUUUCCCUUUUGGUCCCCUCCCAGCUAGAUUGUAAUGAGCAGAAAGUGAGGGGGGUUGGCAUUUUUAGAGGAGCCCCUCCCUUGGAGUGGGCAGUGGCUUUCCUUCUCUGCACCAUACUGGGAUGGGAACCAAGAGCCAUCAGCAAAUUCCUUGUCUUUGCAUGUCUUACCCCAGUGCCACUGCUAUGAACCUAGGACCCAAUAAUUACUUGCCCUCUCUAGUAGCAGCAGAAUCCACUAAUACCGUCUUUUCCAUCAGGGGAUAAGCCCUAAUCCUGACACCCGUGAGAUAAUUAUUUGGGGGGUUAGCUGCUCAGUGUUCCCUCUGUUGUCAUUGGACUAGGCCUCCUCACAUGGUAUUUCCCCUUUAGCUCCUGCAUAUUUACAGCACCUAAGAAUGCCCCUUAACCAAUUUUGGUAAUGAGAGAUUUGUCAUGUUGCCCAUAUCGAUCUCUUCUUUUCUGUCAAGAGCCCAGACAGAUUAGGCACAGACCGCAACAACGGGAUGAUAGACCAGCGUGCACAUUCUAUGGCUGUAGAGUAAGAUAGCCUAAUACAGCUUUGGAGCACAGAGCUUGAGCUGACAUCUUUUAGAAUCCAGGGAGACUCAGAAUUACUCAAGACUUUUCCAUGAAGAAUAUAUUUUUUCUAUCCAGCCCACAGUGUAAUCCACACUUCUGCAGUAAGAGACUUCCAAAAGUCUUCAGAAUUAAUUUGUUUUAUAUCCGGGUCUUUCUUUCAAAGGGUAUGGGGGAUUGGGUUGUGGGGUUUUCACCCUCCUCUGUUGGUGUUUCAUAGGCUUUGGUUAUAUUACUCAUUGUGUGAAAGCUGGAGGGAUAACUUGGGAUUCCUGACGAACAUCUGUUUGCCCAAAAUCCUUCCUGACACUCUUGAUCUUUGUCCAGAACUAACCUGUUCACUUUGUAUGGUGGGCACAAGAUCCCACCACCAUUUCUCUGCCCCAUCACCAAACUGUGGUUCUGAUCCCUCCCAAUACCAAAUAGCCUUAUUCACCCCACUUGCAUUUGCUGCAUUGGCCCAAGGAAGGCCCUGUGUUCAGGAACCUCCUUGGCAUUAUUACCAAGAGGUACCUCCAUUUGGAAACCUCAUAUU